CGAACCCGGGCUUUCGCGUUCUUCUCCUCAGUUCCUGUUCCCAGCCCGCUUCUUGGGGGAAACCUUGAAUUAGGACAGCGACGGGGUCGGUUUUGACAGAUUUUUUUUAAAGUCGACGGUGUUGACGGGCCGUGCCCGUGCUUCACCCUCCAUCGUCCACCAUGCCUCUGGUGACAAGAAACAUCGAGCCUCGGCACUUGUGUCGUCAGACCCUCCCCAGUACCAUCCGCAGUGAACUGGAGUGUGUCACCAAUAUCAGCCUCGCCAACAUUAUCCGUCAGCUUGGCAGCCUCAGUAAGUAUGCAGAAGAUGUGUUUGGAGAACUUUUUGUACAGGCUGGAGCAUUUGCCAUCAGAGUGAAUACACUGGGUGAAAGAGUGGAUCGUCUCCAGGUCAAAGUCACACAGCUAGACCCCAAAGAAGAGGAAGUAUCCCUGCAGGCCAUCACUACUCGGAAGGCCUUCCGUAGUAAUCUGACCCAGGACCAGCAGCUGUUUACCAGGCCGUCUCUGCCCAUGCCUGUGCAGGACACCUAUAAGAUCUGCGAUGAACCCCCGCCACUCACCAUCCUCAGCCAGUAUCGGGAGGAUGGUAAGGAGGCCCUUAAGUUUUACACUGAUCCCUCCUACUUCUUUGACCUGUGGAAGGAGAAGAUGCUGCAAGACACCAAAGACAUCAUGAAGGAGAGACGCAAGCACAGAAAGGAAAAGAAGGACAAUCUGAACAUGCGGACGCUUAAUCCAAGGAAGAUCAAGACCAGGAAGGAGGAAUGGGAGCGUCGCAAGAUGGGGGAGGAGUUUGUGGUGCCAAAAAAUGAAAUGACGAAUUCCUUGGAGGGUCUCAACGGCAGUAUUGGUUCUGGAGAAGGCUUCACCUCUGAGGGCUUAGAGCUGAGUACGGGCUCCUAUGCAUUUGACCCCGGCUCCCCUCUCCCUCCUCCUGCUCCUGAUGACUUCCUUCCACCUCCGCCACCAGACAUGACGUAUAAUGAUGGAGGGUAUGGAGUACCAACCCAGAAACGCGGCAGCCUGCUGAGUCCCACCCACCCUCCUCCUGCCCCUCCCAUGGCCUCCCCGGCUGCCAGCUCCCGCCCCAAUCUCGCCCCUCCUCCUGCUCCUCCUCCCCCUCCUCCCUCUUCUGCCUUCGGCGCUCCCCCGCCUCCCCCUGGCUUUGACUCCCCUCCCUCCCCUCCUCCCCUCUCCCCCUCCAACACAGCUUAUGCCGCCUCUCCUGCUCCCCCUCCGCCUCCCUCCAUGGCCGUCUCUCCUCCUCCUCCCCCAGCUCUGCCCCAGAACGGGGGUCCACCACCUCCUCCUCCUCCACCACCACCCCCCGGCCCUCCACCCCCACCCUCUGGGCCUCCUGCUCCCCCUCCGCCCUCCUCUGGUGGUGGGGUCACCCCCAGUUCUGCUCCUAAGCCCCAGCCAGCGCCUGUUGGUGAUGCGCGCAGUGACCUUCUGCAAGCCAUCCGGCAAGGCUUCAACCUCCGUAAGGUGGAGGAGCAGCGGGAGCAGGAGAAGAGGGACCACACUGGCAACGACGUCGCGGCCAUCCUGUCACGCCGCAUCGCUGUGGAGUGCAGCGACAGCGAGGAUGACUCCUCCGAGUUCGACGAUGAUGAGUGGUCUGACUGAUUGCCACUUCACCUUCGCCAGCGCAUUUCUUGCCACCUUAGAGCAACAUCAGAGCAUUUCCAUUCAAAUUAGCCUCCCUGGUACUGAUGGGGUAGAGGUUCUCUGUAUGUGUGUGUGUGUGUGUGUGUGUGUGUGCGUGUGCGUGUGAGAGUUGAGUCAGCGUGUGUGCAUGUACACAUCAUGACCAGACACUUUGUCCUGUUUGAUAUCGGUCACAUUCCUCUACCCACGCACAUAUUCUCAUUUAUUAUGAAAUUCCCGAAGAUCAGAGGGGCAGAGGGCCAAAUGUUCGAGUGUUUUUGCUGGCUCAGGGUGUGUAUGUGCAUUUCCUGGCACUAUUAAAAGCUUUUUAUGAUUGCCACACUGUCAGGGUAGAUAGCUUAGCUUUAUGCUUGUCAUUCUGCUGUGUUUGUGUGUGUGUGUGCAUUAGGGCUGUCAAAAUUGCCCAAAGUUACAUUCCUUCUUAAAAAACACAUAGGUUCGAACCCAUUCGAAUAUAUUUUUGCGCAUUAUGUCCAUAAGAGGGCAAACCAGUACGACCAGAGACAUAACUAUAUACUAGUAUAGGUAUAUUUAUUUCACCGUAAACAUGUCUUUAAAAGAUCCGCAUACCUACACAUUACAACAUAAACAAAUAAUGUCCUAUACUGUAAAACUUAAUUUAAAGACCCCCCCCCCCUCUCUCUUUCUUUUUCUCUGCCGUGGUUGGUGCUAGAGUGAGAAAUGAGAACGCGCCGUCUCGGAGCGAGACGAAUGAUUUGUAACUGGCGUGUUAUCCGAUAGCCGGACUUGUAUACAGAUGAGGUCAUGUUCAUACUGGUUACUAGUGGUGGAAUGCUAAGCUAACUGUAGCGUACCUAGCUUGCAUACGACUUUACCUCAAAGUUCGACAAAUUUUUUUUUUCCUGUUUUCUGGCCAAAAUCUGAAGUCUUUCCAUACUGGGCUUUUUAGAUUGUUCAGAGGGAAGGUCGCUCCCUCUGCAGCCGAGUUGGGCUGUGAGCUGUCUGCCGUCUUUACCACACGGUUGUUGUUGAAUUGUUCGCUCGUUGCAGUGUGACCUAAAGUUCAUUUUCAACCAGUGGAAGUCGUCACGUGUGUCCGUCAUGCGGCGUGUUCGGUGCAGCGGUCAAGGCUCUUGCGCGAAAUCGCGAGGCAGACCGCUGAAUAUUAAUUUUCACAGUCGAUUGUUUUUUUUUUUUUUACAAUUCGGUUAUAUAUCCCUUGACAGCCCUAGUGUGCAUGUGUGUUUCAGUGAGAACAUCAGCUUCUCGUAUCUCGGUCUGUAUCUCAGUGUUCAGAAUGAAGUGUCCUCUGCUGCUGGCCAACUGCCUGCUUUUAUCUGCUUUUAUGUAUUACGGCAAAGGCUGCCAGAGAGGAAGCACAGUUACAUACAUAUACAGGUCCACAUAAAAGGUCACACAUACACACACAUAUGUACAGCCCUGUGAUUAUUUGAUUAUUAUGUAGUGAUAGUGGGCUACAAUACAUUUGGAUUUGACUUGACAUACACAAGCACGACUACACUUCAGACAGUUGUUUACAUGAACUCUGUAAGACGUCAUGUGAAUCUGAAGAUCCUCACUGUCUCCCCCCCCCCACACACACACACACAGUAGGUUAAAGAGAUGUUAAGUUUUCCAUUAUGUAUUUAAUCUUUUAUGUAUAUGCAGUCAGUUUAAGACCAAAAGCAUAGAUGGCUUUUUUUUUAUUCCCCUUUUCCCUCAUUUCCCCCCCUGCGGUUGUCAUUGGACCAGUGGGCUUGGAGAUGUUGGUCAAAUUGCCCGACAGGGAAUUCAGGCCGGGUGAAUGAUCAGAACGGCUGCUGAUCGUGAAUAAGGCAUUCUAGAUUUCAGUGUGAAUAGUAAGUGUUGUCUCAUAGUCCGCAACGCUGUCUCCCCCGCAUGGCGGGUGAGGAUUCAUUGCGUUUGACACGAUUGCCAUAUCACUGAGCAUAUGGUGACACAAAACAGAUGCCAUUAUUCAUUUAUAAGAGACCCCAGCUUUGCCAAGUCUUUCGUCCUGCAGCUUGUCCACGUGGAAUCCCCCCCUCCCCCGUGUGUAUGUACUACAGAUACACAAGUCUUGAUGAAGCUGUGUACCUGCACUCGUUUUAAGGGAUGAGAUGCCCACUCUUAACCUCAUCCUGCCUCUUUUAAAAGUGCCUUCUUUUAAUAUUCUACUUCAGUGCCCCCCCCCCCCCCCGGGUGAACUUGAUUAACCACACUGGUCAGCCUGCUUCUAUGAAUUAUCUUAUGUGGCCAUUGAGUCAGAUGUAAAACUGAAAGCUGUUCAGUGUGGCUCCACUUUAGUUGCUCAAGUAAGUGCCUUCAUUUUGAUGCAACAGACACUUUUGAAGGCACAGUUUAGAUCGCAUGUUUUGCCAAAGCUCUGCUUCUCCUGCCUAAAUUCUCUAAUUAAUAAUUACUAGAUCAUCAUUACUAUCAAUAAAGUUAAAAUAUAUGACA
Molecule: messenger RNA, 4100 nt
Organism: Lampris incognitus (smalleye Pacific opah)
Lineage: Eukaryota; Metazoa; Chordata; Actinopteri; Lampriformes; Lampridae
Gene: wasf2
Product: WASP family member 2
Exons: 9
Coding region: 162-1634 (490 amino acids)
Biological process (GO): positive regulation of Arp2/3 complex-mediated actin nucleation; actin cytoskeleton organization
Cellular component (GO): cytoskeleton
Molecular function (GO): protein kinase A regulatory subunit binding; Arp2/3 complex binding; actin binding
Source: RefSeq, a predicted model, not a curated record